CGGUUUUUGUUUCUGGGGAUCUUAGAUUUUUCUCAAAGGUCUCUCUGAAUGCAACUCCGUUCAUCAUCGUCGUCGUCUUCGAGGAGGGGAUGGCUCAGCAGCAUCUCCUCAAUUUCCUCUCGUAUUUAUUUCUUCCUUAUCUUCCUUCAGAUCCCACUUUUCAGGAUAUCAUGCAGAUCUGGAAUGUGCUCAACUCCAAUUCAUGUCACAUCUUCCCAGUUGAUUGCAAGUGACAUCUUUCCUGUACCUGUGAUCAAGGCAAUCCUCUAUCCGGGGGCCAUUACUAAUGGUCUUGUCAAGAACAUGACUAUUCCAAGCUGGGACAACCUGUUAAACAUCUAUAACUUAACCAGUGUAAAGGAAUCGUCUCCAGUACCUGAUCUCCAGCGCUUAGAGGUCCUGGCAGGAAGUUACUUCUGCGUAGCAGGAGCACUUGUGGGACUUCUAAAACCUGGAAGAAUGAGCAUGUUUGGGACACUUCUUGUAAUAUGGGGUCUUGUCAAGGAAGGGAUCAUAGGAAAGCCGGUAAAUACUGAUCCUACCAAAGCUGUAUAUGUAUAUCCGACGAUGGUGCUUGCGCUAAUUUGUGCCUUGUCAUCGAUCAAGUAUGACGUGAAGAAAGUUAUGAGAACUGCCCCUGCACGACCGAUUGCAAAGCCUCUGCAGAGCUCUUCCAAAUCUAAGUUGAAAUGAUUGGGAAUUUCCCCCCAUUUUGAUGGAGUGAAAAGCUAUUUUAAUCAUUUCCUUUUAUACGAACUCUUGUAACCAAUCAGCUGAAGUGUCUUUCCAUAGAAGUUCCGAAACCUCAUUUUCUGCUUCGAAUUAAUUAGAGUCAUUAGCCGUUGUCUUCUGGAGCU
Messenger RNA from Hibiscus syriacus, 857 nucleotides. RefSeq lists its product as uncharacterized. NCBI's taxonomy places the organism in Eukaryota, Viridiplantae, Streptophyta, Magnoliopsida, Malvales, Malvaceae. The record is from RefSeq and is a predicted model, not a curated record. The coding region runs from base 49 to 693 and encodes 214 amino acids. The transcript has 3 exons.